Haliotis rufescens (red abalone) is the source of this 7328-nucleotide messenger RNA. Its product is annotated as ankyrin repeat domain-containing protein 17-like. The record is from RefSeq and is a predicted model, not a curated record. Lineage: Eukaryota; Metazoa; Mollusca; Gastropoda; Lepetellida; Haliotidae. Gene Ontology annotation, cellular component: cytoplasm. Gene Ontology annotation, molecular function: protein binding. The transcript has 9 exons. Bases 1771 to 4638 code for a protein of 955 amino acids.
AACAAUGCAGACAGGGUUUUUUCUUGUGGCUGACAACAUUCAGUGCAGAUCUUACACAACGCUGCAUUGAAAUAGAACCUGUACACCUGCCGUGGCUCAUAUGUGGGAUAAGAAGGUGUGGUGGUCUAUGUGCUGGAGUUGAGGCUGUGGCGUUGUACAGUGCUAUACUGAAGAAAAUGGAUUACCUUUCCUUGUACGAUUAGGGGCGCGGUGAGGUAAAACAACACAAUGCACAAGAAUGAAUAGAGCGAAUCAUGAUGGCAUGUGCAACGUUGAGAGUGAACCAGAAGAGUUGGCAGGUGGAUGCCAAGUCUGCGCGUCAAUAGGAAACAGGUACGAAGACGAACACAGGGGAGGUCGUCAGCACGCUAAGAUACAACUACAUGCAGAAUACAAGACUAUAAGGGGAAAGAAAAGCAAAGAAAAGUCAUCAGUUCUGGGAAAAGUAGCAAAAGCAGUGUCAGCUUUACGUAACAGUGGCGGGGGAGUGUUGCUGGUUCACUUGGAGGGGAUAUCAUCAGAAGAUAAGUGUCUCGAAUACUUUGAUGAAUUUGUAGUCAAUACAUUCACAAACUUACUUGAAGGUGGUGAACUGUAUACUGACUCAUAUGAACGUUAUUUCCUCAGCGAGAAACCGAAAUUCACAGGCGCGUUUGACUUUCUUGUAGUUGACGUUAACAAAACAGCUGGUGUAGCAACAGUUGAUUUCAACACUAAGACAAACAAUGAUAAUGAAAACCUGGUUAUAACAUCACUGAACCUUUUGGGAGUAUUGAAUAAAACAGAAACAAAAGCAAAGAACCAAGCUUCUCUUAGGAAUCUGCCAGAUAAUGUGAUAACCUUUCAUGAGAAUCGACAAAUACAGUUUAAAGCAUUUAAAGACAACACUGAAGAGAUUCAGCAGAAACAAGCUGAUGUGGGAAAAUUGACUGAUCAUAUCUGGCACAUUCUAAAGCUGAAAGAUCACAUAACUUCUAUGUCAAAGCUGGUUCAAGGCGGGUCAUACUACUUGGGUGUUAACGAAAAGAAAGUUGUCACAGAGGGAGGUUAUCAAACAAAGAUUGCAGACAUUGUUGGUUUCAAACUACACGUGAGUCAGGCAUCCUUGACAGAGAGUAUCUACAGGAAGGUUGAGACUGAUCUGUCUAUAUUGACAAAGCAGGGCAAGUUUACAGACGCUCCGAGAAACCUGAUAAACAUAGAAUUCUACUCUAUCCAACAAUCUGAGCUAUUUGUUAUGGAAGUUGCUAUUCGAUAUUGCGAUGGCGUUGUGUUUUAUGAUAGAGAUGGGCCGAGAUCCUACAUUCUUGAUGAAAAACUCAACACGGUAAGACGAAUGAACAAUGUUGAAUGGCUUGAGAAAUUCCGUAGCACUCAUACAUUCUAACUUGAAAGGAGCAUAUAUUUAAUAGUAUAUCAUAUUAUGGAAAACAUGCUGUUCAGUAUUCAUCAGCUGUAGUCAGGCAGCACCACCAGCUAUAAUCAAGUAGAACCAUCAGCUGUACUCAAGUAGCACCACCAGCUGUACUCAAGUAGAACCAUCAGCUGUACUCAGGUAGCAACAUCAGCUCUACUCAAGUAGCACCAUCAGCUGUACUCAAGUAGCACCAUCAGCUGUACACAAGUAUCACCACCAGCUGUACACAAGUAGCACCAUCAGCUGUACACAAGUAGCACCACCAGCUGUACUCAAACAGCACCACCAACUGUACUCAAGUAGCACCACCAGCUGUACUCAAGUAGCACUAUUAGCUGUACUCACGCAACACCAUGUCCGACAGCAGUAGUGACACCUCAGUCGGGUCCUGCCUAUACCAGUCUGACGAGGAAGCAAUGACAUACGUCAUGGUUGGAGAAGACACAAAUACAGGUUCAGGAGACACAUGUACAAGACACAGUAAUGACAGUAACACGGUAGGACUUGAAGAGCAGUAUAACAAACCAAGCCUUGACGGAGCAGGAUGUUCAACAGACAUACCUCAAGGUACCCUCGUCAGACUUGAGGAAGAAAAUAUUCAACUGAAAAAGAAGCUGGAGUCCUUCAACCGGCUGUCUCUUGCUUCUGUGGACAGUGGCUUUCACAGUGAAACAAGCAGUCUGGCAUCCUGGGGCAGGGAUCCAAUUACUCACAGACGUAACCAGGAUACAGAAGACCCUUUGGGCAUGAUUAAAGACAAUCUAAAGAGGGUUUGCAAUCCUAAAGCGCCAAAACAGAAAGUGACAGAGAACACCCUACAUGCUGAUACAGACCUCCAUCUUGCCUGCAAGAAGGGAGACCUUGACCGGCUUACGUGCAUCUUAUCUGAGAGUCUGGUAAACCUCAAUAUUAGGGGCCAGUACGGGCGGACACCCCUGAUGAUGGCAGCAGAGAAAGGACACAGACAAGUGAUCGACCUACUUGUGACACAAGGAGCUGAUGUAUCAUUAGUGGAUUAUGACAGAAACGACAUCCUUCAUGUGGCCUGUCUUGGAGGACAUGUAGACUUGGUGAAGUAUGUCCUCUCAAAAAAGGUUGCAGACAUCAACAAUAGGGGCCAGUACGGGGGGACACCCCUGAUGAUGGCAGCAGAGAAGGGACACAGACAAGUGUUUGACCUACUUAUGACACAAGGAGCUGAUGUAUCAUUGGUGGAUUAUGACAGAAACAACAUCCUUCACGUGGCCUGUCUUGGAGGACAUACAGAUAUGGUGAAGUAUAUCCUCUCACAGAAGGUUGCAAACAUCAACAGUAGGGGGCAGUACGGGUGGACACCCCUGAUGAUGUCAGCAGAGAAGGGACACAGACAAGUGUUUGACUUACUUGUGACACAAGGAGCUGAUGUAUCAUUAGUGGAUUAUAACAGAAACAAAAUCCUUCAUGUGGCCUGUCUUGGAGGACAUACAGAUAUGGUAAAGUAUGUCCUCUCACAGAAGGUUGCAGACAUCAACAGUAGAGGCCAGUACGGGCGGACACCCACGAUGAUGUCAGCAGAGAAGGGACACAGACAAGUGUUUGACUUACUUGUGACACAAGGAGCUGAUGUAUCAUUAGUGGAUGAUAACAGAAACAACAUCCUUCAUGUGGCCUGUCUUGGAGGACAUGUAGACAUGGUGAAGUAUAUCCUCUCAAAAAAGGUUGCAGACAUCAACAUUAGGGGGAAAUAUGGGUGGACACCCCUGAUGAAGGCAGCAGAGAAGGGACACAGACAAGUAUUUGACUUACUUGUGACACAAGGAGCUGAUGUAUCAUUAGUGGAUGAUAACAGAAACAACAUCCUUCAUGUGGCCUGUCUUGGAGGACAUGUGGACAUGGUGAAAUAUGCCCUCUCACAGAAGGUUGCAGACAUCAACAGUAGGGGGCACAACGGGAGGACACCCCUGAUGAAGGCAGCACAGAAGGGACACAGACAAGUGUUUGACCUACUUGUGACACAAGGAGCUGAUGAAUUUUUAGUGGAUGAGAACAGAAACGACAUCCUUCAUUUUGCCUGUCUUGGAGGACAUGUAGACAUGGUGAAAUAUGUUCUUUCACAGGAGGUUGCAGACAUCAACAGUAGGGGGCACAACGGGAGGACACCCCUGAUGGUGGCAGCAGAGAAGGGACACAGACAAGUGUUUGACUUACUUAUGAGAGAAGGAGCUGAUGUAUCAUUAGUGGAUUAUGACAGAAACAACAUCCUUCAUGUGGCCUGUCUUGGAGGACAUACAGACAUGGUGAACUAUGUCCUCUCACAGAAGGUUGCAGACAUCAACAGUAGGGGGAAGUACAGGAGGACACCCUUGAUGAAGACAGCGGAGAAAGGACACAGACAAGUGUUUGACUUACUUGUGAGAGAAGGAGCUGAUACAUCAUUAGCGGAUGAGAACAGAAACAACAUCCUACAUGUUUCCUGUCUUGGAGGACAUGUAGACAUGGUGAAGUAUGUCCUUUCGCAGAAGGUUGCAGACAUCAAUAGUAGGGGAAAGUACUGGAGGACACCCCUAAUGAUGGCGGUCGGUGCGGGACACAGACAAGUGUUUGACCUACUUAUGACACAAGGAGUUGAUGUAUCAUUAGUGGAUGAUAACAGAAACAACAUCCUUCAUGUGGCCUGUCGUGGAGGACAUGUGGACAUGGUGGAGUAUUUCCUCUCACAGAAGGUUGCAGACAUCAACAGCAGGGGGCAAUACGGGAGGACACCCCUGAUGGCGACAGCAGAGAAGGGACACAGACAAGUGUUUGACUUACUUGUGACAGAAGGAGCUGAUGUAUGUUUAGUGGAUGAUAACAGAAACAACAUCCUUCAUGUGGCCUGUCUUGGAGGACAUGUAGACAUGGUGAAGUAUAUCCUCUCACAGAAGGUUGCAGACAUCAACAGUAGGGGGAAGUACUGGGGGACACCCCUGAUGAAGACAGCACAGAAGGGACACAAACAAGUGUUUGACUUACUUGUGGGAGAAGGAGCUGAUGUAUCAUUAGUGGAUAAAAACAGAAACAACAUCCUUCAUGUAGCCUGUCUUGGAGGACAUGUGGACAUGGUGAAGUAUGUCCUCUCAAAAAAGGUUGCAGACAUCAACAGUAGGGGGCACAACGGGAGGACACCCCUGAUGGUGGCAGCAGAGAAGAGACAUAGACAAGUGUUUGACCUACUUGUGAGAGAAGGAGCUGAUGUAUCAUAAGUUGAUGAGAACAGAACAAACAUCCUUCAUGUGGCCUGUCUUGGAGAACAUGUAGACAUGGUGAAAUAUGUCCUCUCACAGAAUGUUGCAGACAUCAACAGUAGGGGGAAGUACUGGGGGGCACCCCUGAUGAAGACAGCAGAGAAGGGACACAGACAAGUGUUUGACUUACUUGUGGGAGAAGGAGCUGAUGUUUCAUUAGUGAAUGAAGACGGAGACAACAUUCUUUAUGUUGCCUGUCUUGGAGGACAUGUGGACAUGGUGAAGCAUGUCCUCUCACAGAAGGUUGCAGACAUCAACAGUAGGGGAGGACACCCCUGAUGGUGGCAGCAGAGAAGUGUUUGACUUACUUGUGACACAAGGAGCUGAUGUAGCCUUGGUGGAUGAUGACGGAGACACCAUCCUUCAUUUGGCCUCUCUAAGAGGUGAUGCAGAAAUGGUGAAGCAUGUCCAUGCACUGAAUGUGGUGAACAUCGAUGACAGACAUGACCAUGUUGAUACAGAUAUUGUAGCCACAGCAGUCACGUCUGACAGGGAACAACAAAUAGUGACAUAGUACUGGUUUGUGUGUGUCUGAUUUCCUAUCAAAGAAAAAAGGUCUUGCAGCUCACUUAUAUACAUCUUCACAUGAUUUUGUAACGGAUAUCCACGUGAUAUGACAAAAUAUAACAUAUUUUGUGGCUUGGUGUUUCCCUGAAUGAAGUAGCAUGUACGUAGAAAAACGCUAUGAUCGAACGAUUGCAUCCAAAUGUGAGCGAGACAUGUAGGGGGUCUCAGCUGUCCAGUCCAAUGUCCGUCUGCCUCCUCGUCGGAGAUAAUCGGUGAAGACCUUGGUGCGAUAUGGCUUGACAUUGCCAUCUAGCAGUUCAGCCUUUUUGCAGGUAAUUCCAGCUAAUGGAACAACAUCGUUGGCCAGGGAAAUGUCAAAUGACAAUAAUCAAAUCUGUUCCCAUGCCAUGUGUGAAACCGCCCCACACCAUGCCACCACCAUCCCCAUACCAACCAAAUAUCGUAUAAUCCGUGCGGAUGAAUAGUUAUGUAAAGGGUACACGUAUAGUGUCAGAUGUGGUUCUUGUAGUGGAGCGCGAGAACGCCACAGACCACCACGACACCUUAGGCCAAGGUUUGGCGCAACUACUUCAUACUUUUUAACAUUCGUGGAUUGUAAAACUGUGUGGUUUAUUAAAAACAUUUAAUCUGUGGUACAUAUUUGAAUUAUGUUGUUUAGCAUAUUAUAUAUUGUAAAUGCAAAUAUGGAGUAAACUCUCUAAAAAAGGUUUUUUAACUUGUUUUCAGCUAUUACUCCUGUUAUUAUUAGUGGUAGUGGUAUUAGUGGUAUUAGUGUAUACGGUGUAUUUAGACGUGUUCAAAAUACUUUGAAUUAAUGGUGCUGGAUGAGACUCCCAGCAUCCCGGGUACAGUCCUUCCACUGUACAUGUCAUACAGGCAGGACACUCCGUCCUACCCUGGGGACAACUUGGUACGCACCUUGAUGUGUAGCUGGGAGAACGUCUGAAGGGAGGCAGGCAUGACCUACCACACGGUUGCUGUGGUCAGUGUAGAUGUCCUACAGGCAGGACAUUCCUUCCUACCCUGGGACAACUUGGUACGCACCUAGAUGUACAGCUGGGAGAACAUGAGAAGGGAGGCAGGCAUGACCUACCACACGGUUGCUGUGGUCAGUGUAGAUGUCCUUCAGGCAGGACAUUCCUUCCUACCCUGGGCACAACUUGGUACGCACCUAGAUGUUUAGCUGGGAGAACGUCUGAAGGGAGGCAGGCAUGACCUACCACAAGGUUGCUGUGGUCAGUGUAGAUGUUAUACAGGCAGGACAUUCCUUCCUACCCUGGGGACAACUUGGUACGCACCUAGAUGUAUAGCUGGGAGAACGUCAGAAGGGAGGCAGGCAUGACCUACCACACGGUUGCUGUGGUCAGUGUAGAUGUUGCCUUCAAAGUGUUGUAUCAGAGUUUUUGAAUGUAGUAUUCAGAGUUUAGUGUUUGUUUCGUUGUUUAAUGCCGCUCUCAGCAAUAUUCCAGCUAUAUGACGGCGGUCUGUAAAUAAUCGAGUCUGGACCGAACAACCCAGUGAUUGACCUAAUGAGCAUUGAUCUAUUGGGACACGAUGACAUGCAUCAACCAAGUCACAGGUCCAGAGUGUAUUGAGUGAAUGCAGUGUUCACUAGUGCUGUAUCUACAAAUACUUCGAUAUGACCUGUGGUCAUUAAUGACAAUACAUUGACUGAGGUCAAUUCAACAUUCCCAUUGUAACUAUUUGUUGUUCUCUUUAACAUUCAGAGUGUGUCGUGAUAGACCGGAACUAUAUUUUGUUGUUGGACAAUGCCCUUACACAUGUCAGUCAUCACUGUAUGAUUGUGAUGUGAAAUAAGAUGUGAUAUGUUUUAUACCUGAACCUUUGAGAUUGCAUUGUGUGUAUAUGUAAUUGUAUUUGAUUUGCUGUGGUAUAGCCAACGAUGGCUGUUGUACCAAUGUUUGUAUGUGUAGACAAGUAGUAGUGGUAUUAGUAUUAAUAGAAGUAGACAUUAGUUUAGUUGUUGUGUUGUAGUGGAAGCAGCGGUUGUCGGACAGUGUUCAGUUUACUGGUGGAGUAAGGUUGCAUUAGUAGGAGUAGUUCGUAGAUAUUUAUGUAAAUAUCUUUUCUCUUUGGAAUAAAUGAUGUUUUAAAAUUUU